Stomoxys calcitrans (stable fly) is the source of this 2970-nucleotide messenger RNA. RefSeq lists its product as uncharacterized. NCBI's taxonomy places the organism in Eukaryota, Metazoa, Arthropoda, Insecta, Diptera, Muscidae. Gene Ontology annotation, cellular component: G protein-coupled receptor heterodimeric complex; membrane. The coding region runs from base 30 to 2930 and encodes 966 amino acids. The record is from RefSeq and is a predicted model, not a curated record. Gene Ontology annotation, molecular function: G protein-coupled GABA receptor activity. Gene Ontology annotation, biological process: G protein-coupled receptor signaling pathway; gamma-aminobutyric acid signaling pathway. The transcript has 6 exons.
CCGAAAAAAACGGCAACACUGGCCACGUCAUGUCAAAGACAAAACAGAAACGAUGGCGUUGGCAACAUACCCGCCAUUUGCAGCACUACCUCUACAUGGUAAUUAUGGCAACGGCAAUUAUUGUCCCAAUUAACAUGACAAGGUGUAAUAACAUCCAAGCCAAGACAGUGACAGCAACAGCGACAGUAAUAGCAGCAACGACAACUACAACAACAACAACAACAACACCAACAGCAUUUCCGCCAUCCACAAGGACGUCUGUGGCAUUUAAAAUGACACCCAGCGCCGCCAAAAACAUUUUAACAUCCUCCUUGUCCUCGUCAUCCACGUCUUCGACGCCCAAAAUGCAGCACCAGUUAAUGUCAAUUAUUUUCAAUGAGGAAGCUCAACCACCCACCAGCAACAGCACAGACAUCAAGAAAAAAACCAACCGUCCUGUAAAUAUUGCAAAUUUACAAAAUGAUAACGCCACUGCAACGUACACAGAGGAGGCACAAAGUGAGAGUAAAUCCCUAACACUGCUCACACACUCGAAUAUGAAAAUCAAUGAAAAGCCCUUAACACCCGCUUCCUCUGCAACACCAAGCACAAAGACAAGGCCAAAGGCAAUCACAGCAAAGCUUCCAUCUUUAUUGGCAAACAGACAUCGACGCUUUUCCAAACUGAAAACCCAUAGAAAUGUUUCCGUUUCCAAUAACUCAAACCCCACCAAACUCCAAACUCCACCUCCUGUGCAUUUCGCCAACACUCAGUCAACCCUGCCUGUCUCCAUGAGUUUGUGGCAACAACAUCAACAACAAUAUCUCAAAGUAAAUCAAGUCUUCGAACAGGAACGUGCCCUAACUCGCUCCAAUCUGCAACAUAAUCGCGGCAAAAUUGUUUUGCUCGGCCUCUUUGAACUGUCGACCAAAUCCGGACCACGACCGGAAGGAUUAAGCGAAUUGAUUGCCGCCCAAAUGGCUGUGGAGCACAUAAAUCGCAAACAGUUAUUGCCCGGCUACACCAUUGAGCUGCUGACAAAUGAUACGCAGUGUGAUCCUGGUGUGGGAGUUGAUCGUUUCUUUCAUGCCAUCUAUACACAGCCCUCUACACGCAUGGUAAUGCUGCUUGGCUCCGCCUGUUCCGAGGUAACCGAAAGUCUAGCCAAAGUUGUACCCUAUUGGAAUAUAGUGCAGGUCUCGUUUGGCUCCACUUCGCCCGCCUUGAGUGAUCGCCAGGAGUUUCCCUACUUUUAUCGCACAGUGGCCCCAGACUCUUCACACAAUCCUGCCCGAAUCGCCUUUAUAAGACGUUUUGCUUGGGACACUGUAACCACCUUCUCACAAAAUGAAGAAAUCCAUUCGUUGGCUGUCAAUGAUUUGGUUACUGAAUUGGAGGCAGCCAAUAUAUCAUGUGCGGCAACCAUAACAUUUGGGGCGACCGAUUAUAAGGAGCAAUUGCUGUUAUUGCGUGAAAGUGAUACUCGUAUUAUAAUCGGUAGUUUCUCGCCCAUUCUGGCCCCCCACAUACUGUGUGAGGCCUAUCGCCUGCGUAUGUUUGGUGCCGAUUAUGCCUGGAUAUUGCACGAGAGCAUGGGGGCUCCAUGGUGGCAUGAUUUGUCGACAACCGCAUCCUAUUGUACGGCCAAGGAAUUACAGACAGCUGUUGAAAAUUUGAUAAUUGUAUCGUCCCAUAAUAGCAUCGUUGGCAACAACAUCAGUUUAAGUGGUUUGAAUAAUGACAUGUUUAACAUGCAAUUGCGACAGCAAUCGGAAAAAUUUCAGGACAUUUUCAAAAGUGUUGCCACACCAAGGCGCCACCAGCAACAACAACAACAACAAAGGAAUGAAAGAAAGCAUAAAAAACAUGUUGCAACUGCCAUCAACAAUGCCGGCAGUCGUGGCAUUGGCAGUCAUACCAACACAAACAAAGCAACCACAAAAAGCCUUUCAAAGCAAACACACAUCAACACUGACAACAGCAAUAAUCGCCAUAGUGGUGCCGGUGCUGGUGCUGAUGCUGGUGAUGAUGUUGGCCACCGAGACCAACAUCUGACAGCGGCAGCUGCAACCGCAGCAAUGGCAAGUGUUACAAAGGACAACUCAGCAUCGUCAUCGCCAUCGACAUCAUCAACAUCCGCUCUAUUGUCCCGUUUGGAUAGCAGCACCAUCACCACCACAAUGAGGAGUACAACGACAACAAUGACGACAACAACAACAACAACUACCACCGUUUCACGUUAUGCCCCCCAAACGUAUGAUGCUGUAUGGGCCAUUGCAUUGUCGUUGCGUGGAGCCGAGGAGCAUUGGCGUAAGGCUGCAGUGCAACAAUCAAAAUUAGAUCGUUUCGAUUACACUCGCAGCGACAUGGCCACUGAGUUUUUACAACAAAUGGGCAAAUUGGAUUUUCUCGGCGUUUCGGGUCCUGUUUCAUUUAGUGGUCCUGACCGCAUUGGCACCACCGCCUUCUAUCAAAUACAAAAUGGUCAACUGGAACCAAUUGCCUUAUACUAUCCGGCCGAGAAUGCAUUGGACUUUCGAUGUCCACACUGUAAGCGGGUCAAGUGGCAUGGUGGCCAGGUGCCAAUAGCGAAACGUGUGUUCAAAGUUCGUGUGGCGACAAUAGCUCCGAUGGCCUUUUACACCAUAGCCACAUUGUCGUCGGUGGGCAUUGCCAUGGCUUUGGCAUUUCUGGCAUUUAAUCUGCAUUUUAGGAAAUUAAAGCCCGUGUUUAUUUGUUGUCGGCUGGCUUCUCAUUGGCUUUUGGUUCGAUGUUUGCCAAGACAUAUCGUGUCCAUCGCAUCUUCACUCGCACCGGCAGUGUAUUCAAGGAUAAAAUGCUGCAGGAUAUUCAACUUAUUUUGUUGGUGUGUGGCCUGUUGCUGGUCGAUGGGCUCGUUGUCACCCUCUGGGUCGUCACCGAUCCCAUGGAAAGGCAUUUGCAUAAUUUAACAUUGGAAAUCAGUAACAUUGAUCGCAGCGUGGUCUAUCA